Molecule: messenger RNA, 656 nt
Organism: Hipposideros armiger (great roundleaf bat)
Lineage: Eukaryota; Metazoa; Chordata; Mammalia; Chiroptera; Hipposideridae
Product: cytochrome c oxidase subunit 7B2, mitochondrial
Exons: 3
Coding region: 203-448 (81 amino acids)
Biological process (GO): mitochondrial electron transport, cytochrome c to oxygen
Cellular component (GO): mitochondrion; respiratory chain complex IV
Source: RefSeq, a predicted model, not a curated record
UUCAUCCGCUCCUGCAGGCUGUGAAGUUGGCAGCUACGCAACUACCUCUGCGCCAUCUUCCUUUGGAUGUUGUCUGUGACGUAGUUGGAACCUGAACCUUGAACUUUCUGAGGAGAGCAUCUGAACUUCAGAAUUCCUACCAGGUCUUUUUGCAAGGAAAUAGACCAACAGCUGCAAGCAACUGCAAUCCUGUCACACCUUCAUGAUGUUUCCCUUGGCUAGAAAUGCAUUGAGAAGUCUCAAGAGUCUAAGCAUUCAGCAAAUUAGGGCAAGACAGAGCCACAGGAAACACUCCCCAGAUUUUCAUGACAAAUAUGGUAACGCUGUACUAGCCGGUGGAGCCACCUUCUGUGUUGUUGCAUGGAUAUUUGCAACCACGCAGACUGGAAUAGAAUGGAACCUGUCCCCUGUUGGCAGAGUCACCCCCAAAGAGUGGAAUGAUGAGUAACCAUCACAGUUGCUGUAACACAGAAUUGUCUCAACACCAGCUUGUCAUUUGAGCACUCUGCUGCUCGUCUAAAUAUAGCAUAAUUGGAAAAUUAAAAUACAUUUGAAACCUUUAAAAAGUCAUUGGAAGUAGUCAUUUUGGUGCCUGGAAGCAAGGCUGUAACAUUGGAUAUACCUUACAGGGGGUUAUGAAUAACAAAUAUUUGAAA